Bombus huntii is the source of this 1788-nucleotide messenger RNA. RefSeq lists its product as uncharacterized. The transcript is spliced from 2 exons. The record is from RefSeq and is a predicted model, not a curated record. NCBI's taxonomy places the organism in Eukaryota, Metazoa, Arthropoda, Insecta, Hymenoptera, Apidae. Bases 275 to 1036 code for a protein of 253 amino acids.
ACAUAUCUACAUACGUACACAUAAUAGUACAAAAAUUUCAUAUAAACCUUGUCAGUUUUCUAAGAACCUGCUUUAUGUAUUCUUAUGGUGUGUCAAGUAUGAUACUGAUGCAAUCCAGGACAAGAACAAAAAUUUUGGUUUACUAUAUAACGUAUCAGUUCUGCCCGAGCAGCCGAGCUAAACGGGCGUGUGAAACAGUGCUCCGUAGAAAGUGCGGCAAGUGGGGAAGAGAAAACUACGAACGGUUACGCCUAUAGCCAAACGGUGGAAACCCAUGUCCUAUAUCAAGAAGACUAGCAAACCUACUAUGGAAAAUAUUCCACCGAUAAGAAUCAUAAACAAACAAGAACAAUAUUACAUACACAAAACAACAGAUACAUUAAAAACAAGUCAACCAACAAACCAAGGACAGGACUGCUCAGCCGCAAUAGAAGUUGACAUGGAAACCAAUAAAGAAACAACUCAACAAGAUGAAAGCUGGAAGGUGGCCAGCUACAAUAAAAAACGAAAAAUAACAGGUAAUCUAGAUACGGAAAAGCAGCGAUGGCUGCAAGAAUUGCCGCUAAGAAACUUCUUCAGCUCACUAACAGAAGAACCAGACGACAACCCAACAAGCAACACCAUAAUCCAAUCAACACACAUCACAAAACCACCAUCAAUAUUUGUUGAGGCGCAAAUAAUAGACCCGCUUAUCGACCAACUUAACAAUAUUGUUGGAAAGGAUGGCUACACACUAAAACAAACAAAACUAGAACAAAUAAAAAUCCAAACAAACACACCAGAAAAUUACAGAAAAGUUAUAAAAGAACUAAGGGGAAAAGACGCCAUAUACCACACGUACCAGCGCAAAACGGAAAGGAGCUACAAAGUAGUUAUAAGAGGACUGCGCCCAAAAAUUAACACAAGAAAACUAAGUGACGAAUUAGCAAAGAUGGGCCACCAAACAAGAACUAUAAACAAUAUUACAAGUCGAGCCAGCCAGGCACAAAAAAGACAUACCACAAUGCAUGAGGUGUCAACAAUAUGGACACACUAAAAACUACUGCAACAGGAACCCGGCGUAUGUCAAAUGCGCAGAAAAGCACCUAACAGCGAACUGCCCACACACGGGAAAAAUAAACGACGUAAAAUGUUACAGUUGCGGUGGAAAUCACCCAGCGUGUUACAAAGGCUGUCUAGAAAGAAAGCAACUUCAAGGUAAACUUUUUCCGCCGCUUCGUAACAGGACACACAACAAUUUCCACACGCAACAGGACAACACAGAACCUACGUCAACACCAAAUACACAGCACGCAAGGAACAAUAACCACACUAACACCAACACCGCUAGAAACUGAAGCUACGCGCAAGUAGUCAACCGGUCGUCACCCUUAGACAAUCAAGAACAGAACAACCACAGCAAGGACACUACAGAAAUCAAAGAGUUGAUAAAACACUCCAUAAAAAACACCGAAAUACUCACAAAAAUGAUAAGCGAACAAAACGAACUCCUCAGACAGCAAACAUAACAAAUAACAGUCAAAUUCAAUUACUUACUAACAUGAUGAGCAAAAAAUAAAAAUAGACACGCUUAAAAUAGCAGCCUGGAAUUCUAACGGCCUACAACAAAGGGCCCUAGAAACUAAAACGUUCCUGUACAGCAAUAACAUCGAUAUACUACUCGUCUCAGAAACACACCUCACAAUAAAAAGCUACAUAAAAAUACCGCACUACACCAUAUACGACACCAAGCAUCCCUCAGGGAAAGCACACGGAGGGACGGCAGUAGUAAUAAAAAACGACAUUAAA